AAACUCCCGCUGCGAUAAUAUCUGAUAAGACUGAUAUUAUGUACUUUUGUAGACCAAAGUGGGAAGGUGGUCAGUAUGAUGGUGAUGAAAAAUAUCGACUGGAUGCACUUCGAUUAGCAAUGGAGCUUGGAGCUGAUUACAUUGAUGUUGAGCUUCAGGUUGCUCAUGAAUUCAUUGAUUCCAUAUAUGGGAAGAAGCCUGAAAAGUUUAAAGUUAUUGUCUCUUCUCACAACUAUCAAGAAACUCCAUCAGUUGAGGCUCUUGGAAAUCUUGUUGCAAGAAUACAAGCCACUGGAGCUGACAUAGUUAAGAUUGCAACCAGUGCUAUGGAUAUCACUGAUGUAGCACGCAUGUUUCACAUAACAGUACAUUCUCAAGUCCCGACAAUAGGACUUGUAAUGGGUGAGAGGGGGUUGAUUUCACGGAUCCUUUGCGCAAAAUUUGGUGGUUAUCUUACUUUUGGUACGCUUGACUCAGGAAUAGUUUCAGCUCCUGGUCAACCAACUAUGAAGGAUAUAUUACAUCUAUACAAUUUCAGGCAGAUAGGGACUGACACAAAAGUGUUUGGCAUUAUUGGGAAGCCUGUCAGCCACAGCAAAUCACCUAUAUUGUACAAUGAAGCAUUCAAGUCAGUAGGUUUCAAUGGAGUUUAUGUACAUUUGUUGAUAGAUGACAUUGUAAAUUUUCUCCAUACUUACUCUUCAGUGGAUUUUGCUGGUUUCAGUGUUACAAUUCCGCACAAGGAAGCUGCACUUAAGUGUUGUGAUGAAGUUGAUCCAGUUGCAAAGGCCAUAGGAGCUAUUAAUUGCAUUAUACGGAGACCAACUGAUGGGAAGUUAUUUGGGUUCAAUACGGACUAUGUAGGGGCAAUCUCAGCUAUUGAAGACGGACUGAAAGGUUCACAUAAUAAUGGCAGUUUAACCGUUUCACCUUUAGCUGGUAGGCUGUUUGUUGUUAUUGGGGCUGGAGGUGCUGGAAAGGCACUUGCUUAUGGUGCAAAACAGAAGGGCGCAAGGAUUGCAAUUGCCAAUCGCACUUAUGAUCGAGCCAGAGAACUUGCAGACACAAUUGGAGGAGAUGCUUUGUCUCUUGCUGAUUUAGAUAAUUUCCACCCAGAGGAUGGGAUGAUUCUUGCAAAUACAACAUCUAUUGGCAUGCAACCAAAAGUUGAUGAGACACCCAUUUCUAAGCAUGCUCUGGGAUCUUACUCGUUGGUUUUUGAUGCUGUCUACACCCCCAAAAUGACCAGACUCUUGAAAGAAGCGAAAGAGGCCGGUGCCACAGUUGUUAGUGGGUUGGAGAUGUUCAUUGGACAGGCAUAUGAACAGUUUGAGAGGUUCACUGGGUUGCCUGCCCCAAAGGAACUCUUUCGAAAAGUAAUGGACGGUAGCUUGUGAGGUUUGUUUGGCUAAUUAUUAGUUUUAUAUUACAUAUAUAGUUAUUGUCUCACCCAUGUAUUUCAAUCUGCACUCCUCAAUUGAUGUUGUUUAAGAAUGUAUUAUAGAUGCUGUUGAGCAAGUUUGUGCACAUCUUUGUUGACAUCUUUUCUGUUAAAAUAUGCUUCAUCGUUUCUUUUUA
Messenger RNA from Malus domestica (apple), 1578 nucleotides. The record is from RefSeq and is a predicted model, not a curated record. NCBI's taxonomy places the organism in Eukaryota, Viridiplantae, Streptophyta, Magnoliopsida, Rosales, Rosaceae.